GCUUGAUUGGCUGCCCAAUCAACCGUAGGCGUCUAUAUAUCGCAGUUUUGGGCUCAUUAGUAAUUGUCUCCAGUGCUUCGCGUUGCCGAGAAGCAAUAAUGCAAACACGCAGCAGGAGCCGUCGGGUGGAACAGGCGCCACCGACGCCGCCGCGGCGACUACUCGUUUACGCCGCCAUCGGCGCGCUCGCGUGCGUAUGGAUUCGUGGCUACGAAAAGCAGCUCAAGAGCAUGGACGACGUCCCCGAGGUCGCGCAGGACGUGCUCCGGAGAUUCGGCUGGACCGACGAAGUCGAAUAUCAUUUCGAGAAGAAACGCCGACCCUCAGCUGACGUCAGUGGCACGGCCAAGCACCCGCUCGUGAUGGUGCCCGGGAUUAUCUCAUGCGGCCUCGAGCUGUGGCGGCCUGGCGACUGCUUCGGCGACGACUUCUUCCGGACUCGGCUGUGGGGAGGAAUCGGGAUGGGAAGGGCGAUCCUGCGCAAUUUCAGCUGUUGGCUGUCCCACAUGACGCUCGACGCGGACACGGGCCUCGACCAGGCCGGUCGCGAGGUACGGGCCGCCGAAGGAUAUGCGGCCUGCGACUUUUUCGCGCCGGGCUACUGGUUGUGGGCUAAGAUCUUCCGUGAGGCCGCCGCCGUCGGCUACGAUAGGAACUCGAUGUACGUGGCCUGUUACGACUGGCGCCUCAGCUACCCGAACCUGGAGCGCCGCGACCGGUACUUCACGAGACUCAAGCACGAGAUCGAACUGCUCGUGAAGCAUAACGACGAGAAGGUCGUACUUGUCGGGCAUUCCAUGGGAGCCACUUUAAGCUUCUACUUCCUGACUUGGUGCGAGCAAGUCGACCCGGGCUUUGCAGAGCGGCACGUCCACGCGUUCGUGUCGCUGGGCGGCUCGUUACUGGGCGCCAUCGGUCCCCUUGGCAACAUGCUGAGCGGCGAGAUGCAGGCGACAGCGGCGCUGGGUCCCAUCAAUGACCUUAUCGACACAUACGGCAAAGAGUUGACCCGAGAGAUGCGGCGCGAAGUCGGCCGCAAGAUGGGCGGCCUCGGUAGCCUACUGCCAAAAGGCGGCGACGCCGUCUGGGGCGAGGACGUGAUCACGCUCUCGAACAACGAGACGCUCGGCCUUGACGCGAUCGUGCCGGAUCUUUUAGCCGUUCUGGGCCCCCAUACUGGAGGGUACGACCUCGACGCGCGCCUGCCGACGCCUCCUCGCGAAGUCGACCCGCUUGACGCGGCGUCAGCGAAUCCCCUGAGCACGGCCCUACCGCCUGGAAUUGGUACGGUGUACUGCCUCUACGGUGUCGGUAUUGCGACCGAGAAAAGCUACCGUUACUCUGGCGCGCCAGGGGACCACAGCGAACUCGGAACGAUCGACCGGAGCGGCGACGACGGCGGCGUCGGGACUGGGGACGGCGACGGUACUGUACCUCUCGAGUCGUUAGGCUUCCCGUGCGCGGCGCUGUGGCGCGGAGAGCUGGCGGAUCAUUACAAUCCUUCAGGGUCGAGGGUGGUCCUCCGCGAGCACGGAGACGAGCCCGAGCGUUUCAACCCGCGCGGCGGCCCGAAGACGGCGCGCCACGUCGAGAUCCUCGGAAACUCUGAAGUUAUCACGACAAUCCUGAAGAUCGCGACCGGCGAUGAUCGGUCGGUGCGCGAGGACCGCGUCGUGUCGGACAUUCUGGACGUGUCAUCGCGGAUCGUUCGGCGCCUCGGCGCGGCGCUAGACUUGUGA
Messenger RNA from Pelagomonas calceolata, 1739 nucleotides. Lineage: Eukaryota; Pelagophyceae; Pelagomonadales; Pelagomonadaceae. The record is from the annotation of a GenBank genome assembly.